Messenger RNA from Mercurialis annua (annual mercury), 1561 nucleotides. RefSeq names its product F-box protein At1g70590. The record is from RefSeq and is a predicted model, not a curated record. The coding region runs from base 33 to 1046 and encodes 337 amino acids. The transcript is spliced from 5 exons. Lineage: Eukaryota; Viridiplantae; Streptophyta; Magnoliopsida; Malpighiales; Euphorbiaceae. Gene Ontology annotation, molecular function: protein binding.
CCAUCGCUAAUAUUUCAAGCUCUCACAAGAACAUGAAGCAAAAAACAUGGCCAAAUCGAUCAGACGGUUCAAGAUUCAAGUCACUUCCAUUACCAUACACCAAAUCCAAUAAACAAUACACACGAACGGUCCUGAUUUCUCCAUCAUCAUCCCCAUCAUCAACAACCAACGGUCGUGAUUUCUCCAUGCUUCCAUUCGACAUACUAACAAAAAUAGCAGCAUCAUUCACUCUACCGAAUCUGCACACGGCGUCAUUAGUUUGCAAGUCAUGGAGAGACGGGCUAAGGCCAUUAAGAGAAGCUAUGUUGUUUUUGAAAUGGGGGAAAAAAUUUAAGCAUGGGAGAGGCGGAGUUAAACCUAAUUUGCAGAAGGCGCUUGAUUCUUUUUUAAAAGGGGCGGCUUUAGGGUCUAGUUUAGCUAUGGUGGAUGCGGGUCUGGUUUAUUGGGAACUGGGUUUUCAUGAUAAGGCUAUUGAAUUUUAUCUUAAAGCUGCUUGCCUUGGUGAUUCUGCUGCUCAGUGUAAUUUGGGGAUUUCUUACUUGCAGUCUGAACCUCCAAAACCAAUGGAAGCUAUAAAGUGGUUAAUACAAGCUUCUAAUGCUGGGCAUGUUCGAGCUCAGUACCAACUUGCACUUUGUUUGCAUCAAGGUCGUGGUGCGGAACAGAAUCUACGAGAGGCUGCCAAAUGGUACCUGAAAGCUGCUGCUGGCGGGUAUGUGCGUGCAAUGUACAAUGUUGCACUUUGUUAUUCAGUUGGCGAAGGUUUGGCCCAGAGUCAUCCGCAAGCAAGGAAAUGGAUGAAACGAGCUGCCGAUCAUGGCCACAACAAAGCGCAGUUUGAACAUGGGCUUGGCCUUUUUUCGUCAAAUUUUGGGCAGGAAGGAGAGAUGAUGAAAGCCGUAGUUUACCUUGAACUUGCCUCUCGUUCUGGAGAAACAGCUGCGACUCAUGUCAAGAAUGUAAUUCUUCAACAAUUGUCUUCUACUUCACGUGAUCGUGUUAUGGUCAUUGCUGACAACUGGCGUGCCUUGCCUUCAACUCGGUGACAUUCAAAAUUAUAGGAAUCAAAUCAUCAAGAAAUGUGUUUUGUCAUCUUCAAUCUACGGUUAAAAGUUUUCUUUGGAAGUUGAAAGUCGUGUAUUUAUGCGGUUUCAGUGCCAUAUAUGCUGCAUAUAGUUGAUUCUGUUAGGCCUGUUAUGUGCAUAUAAUUUGAUCAAGGCUUCUAGUGCUGAAUGUUCCAGCUGAAGGUGACAAAGAAAGUGGUUGCGAGAAGAUAUAGUUUUAAGAACCAAACCUCACUGGCCGGUUCAACUCGUUUGAUUGGAAACAAAAGAUCAGUCUGGUUCGAUUUUUCCCUAUAAACUGAAAAUACAGUUCAAACUCUUUGAACCGGAAAAAACUGCAAGAGCGAGAACGCCAUUGAAUUGAUUAAAUUGUAAAAACCAGUUCCUUUACUGGUUACAAUUGUAUGUAUGUGUCUAAACUUUCAUGUAGGUUUGUUUUUGAAAAUUUAUAAAUCAAUAUUAUAUUUGCUGUAUAAAUGUCUUUAUCUUUUAUUUAA